Fulvia fulva is the source of this 687-nucleotide messenger RNA. RefSeq lists its product as uncharacterized. The record is from RefSeq and is a predicted model, not a curated record. The transcript has a single exon. The coding region runs from base 1 to 687 and encodes 228 amino acids. Lineage: Eukaryota; Fungi; Ascomycota; Dothideomycetes; Mycosphaerellales; Mycosphaerellaceae.
AUGCUCGGACUUCGCCAGCAGAGCACGAUGCCUUCGGCCACACACUCGACACUUCACGCCGAGACCCCAGUCUGCAAUCCCAAUGUUGCGUUCUUGGCAACAUUCCUCGAGGGCCUGCAGCUCUCGACAGUGCGACCCCUAUCUGCUAAGGACAUGCACGCCAAAGCCGACCUUGUCAAAGUCUUCGCAGACUUAGGGUUCGUCAUGACCGAGGAUCGUCAUCAAAACUUCUACUUGCUCGCGCGACAUUUCCUCGGCGACGAGAUGAACCGUAUCCAGGACCAAAGGGCGGAGACUGCAGCCCUCAUUGGUGCUGAGUCUUUUCCUGAUCUCAAUGUUCGGGAUACUCUGGAGUACAUCGCUGUCAACUUCGGCGAGACUUUUGGGGAGAGGAUUUGGCCAGCGGAUGUGAAUGGGCGAGGACAUCUCAGGCAGCUGGAUGCGCCUGUGUACGGAGUCGAGGGGACUGGUAAGGGUGUGUCGGGAGCCGAAGAGGGCGGUAUGGACAUGUACACGGCGAGGAAAUCGACUGCGCUGUGUCAAGCCGUCGGCCAGUACCUACGAGUUUCGACUAUGCUGCGAAACGACGAAGACAAUGGCGAGGCUUUGACAGAGGAGACGGCCGAUGCUUUGGUCGGUGCAAUCGUUGCAGUUUCUGGGGUGGAUGAGGUUGAGAUGACUGGGUAG